This is a messenger RNA of Gavia stellata (red-throated loon), 1086 nucleotides long. RefSeq names its product dual specificity phosphatase 15 (gene DUSP15). Gene Ontology annotation, biological process: regulation of cell population proliferation; transforming growth factor beta receptor signaling pathway; positive regulation of JNK cascade. The transcript has 7 exons. Gene Ontology annotation, molecular function: protein tyrosine/serine/threonine phosphatase activity. Bases 222 to 869 code for a protein of 215 amino acids. The record is from RefSeq and is a predicted model, not a curated record. NCBI's taxonomy places the organism in Eukaryota, Metazoa, Chordata, Aves, Gaviiformes, Gaviidae. Gene Ontology annotation, cellular component: cytosol.
UCCUCUCUGCCCCGGCACAGCCGCCACCGGCUUGGCCUCGUUGGGAACGAGCCCGCCCGCCACGGGCAGCGAUCCUGGGGGAGCCAAGCUCUUCAUGACGGAAACCCAACCCGGGAGCGUCCGGAGCGGGGACGGCAGCUGCGUCUGGGGACGGGGAGGACGGCAGCAACGGGGACAAGGACACCCGCGCCCCGUCCCCCCCGCAGUGCCCGCUGCAGGCCAUGGGAAACGGCAUGAGCCAGAUCCUCCCCGGCCUCUACCUUGGGAACUUCAUCGAUGCCAAAGACCUGGAACAGCUAAACCGGAACAAGAUCACCCACAUCAUUUCGAUCCAUGAAUCUCCCCAGCCCUUGCUGCAGGACAUUACCUACCUCCGCAUCCCCCUGCCCGACACCCCCGAGGCCAACAUCAAGAGGCACUUCAAGGAAUGCAUCAGUUUUAUCCACCAGUGUCGCCUGCAUGGAGGGAACUGCCUCGUCCACUGCCUCGCCGGCAUCUCCCGCAGUACCACCGUGGUUGUCGCCUACGUCAUGGCCGUCACGGAGCUGAGCUGCCAGGAGGUGCUGGAGGCCGUCCGAACCGUCCGGCCCGUCGCCAACCCCAACCCCGGCUUCAGGCAGCAGCUGGCUGAGUUCGGCGGCGGCGCAGCCCGCAAGGUCCGCAGGCACCUGAAGCAGAGGUAUGGGACAUCGCCUUUCAACGACGAGGAAGAAAUAAAGGCUUUGCUGCCAGCGGGGAGAGGAGGACCACCCAGGACAGAGGGAGCUCUGCAAGGACUGGUCCCAAGAACCAGAGACAUCAGAAGCACAACUCCCUUCCUGCUGCGGGUGAAGAGGACGUUCUCCUGCAUCCCGGCUUGUCUGAAGUGACCCCAGCCGAGGGAGAGCAGCAAGAAUCGCCCAACAGCCUGGGAGAGGAAGGAGCCGGAACACAGCGGGCUGGGGGAGCACUGUGGAGGGGAGCCGCACCAAGCCCAGCUCCUUCUUCUCCUCUGGGGUGCGAGCGUGCCAUCCUCUGUCCUGGCUCUCAGCUGCCGGGGAGGGAUUCAUGUGCGCUGCUGGGCUCUGCAGCGCUCGGUGGGCUCAG